Messenger RNA from Rhizophagus irregularis DAOM 181602=DAOM 197198, 426 nucleotides. RefSeq lists its product as uncharacterized. The record is from RefSeq and is a predicted model, not a curated record. NCBI's taxonomy places the organism in Eukaryota, Fungi, Glomeromycota, Glomeromycetes, Glomerales, Glomeraceae.
AUGGUAAAACAAAAUUCAAUUCAUGGUCCAUUACGUAAUAAUCUAUCGAAAAAAAGUCAUAAACCUCUUAAUGGAUAUAUCAUUUUUUAUAAGUUUUACAAGAAAAUAUUAGAUAAGGAAUACCCGAAAUCAACAUCGCAAAGUAUAGCCGUUAUAGCGGGUAGACGGUGGAGGGAAUUACCCAACGACCUGAAAAAUUCUUUUAUCCAAUUCGCAAAUACCGAGCGACUUCUUCAAAAUAUUCGACCACAAUUCGCUACAAGAUUGAUAAUAAAUUCUCAUCAUCAUCAUAAAUCAAGAUUGAGAGUAAUUUUUGAUGACCGUUGUUGUGAAAGUUUUAAAAGUUCGAAUGAAAUCACUUCAGAAGAAGAUAGUGAAUAUUGUAGAAUUUUCAAUGAAUUCAUUGAUUUGGACGCUUGUUUUUAA